AUGGAGAUUCCACUACCAGGUGAACUGCGUUGUGAGCUUACAGUGAAGGCAGGAAGACCGCUCGAAAGCUGCCGCGAUAAAGGUGUUGCGCUGUCGUUUAACAUCUCGGUUUCAGAAGGCUACGAUGUUCUAAGAGCUAAAGUCAAGUCGGCUUUUGCUACAAAGGAGCGCCUAACCUGGAACGACGGACUUGAUGUAUACAUCUGA
Molecule: messenger RNA, 207 nt
Organism: Phytophthora nicotianae INRA-310
Lineage: Eukaryota; Oomycota; Peronosporomycetes; Peronosporales; Peronosporaceae
Exons: 1
Coding region: 1-207 (68 amino acids)
Source: RefSeq, a predicted model, not a curated record